AAAGCCAACCAGCGUCACCGCGGUUCCCGGCCAGUCCGUGCCGCAGACCCGCCGGGACUUAGUUCCUCCAGACCCCAGGGAUGCGAGUCGUGAUGCCCCGAACCCUCGUCCUGCUGCUGCCGGCGGCCCUGGCCGUGACCGAGACCUGGGCGGGCUCCCACUCCAUGAGGUAUUUCCACACCUCCGUGUCCCGGCCCGGCCGCGGGGAGCCCCGCUUCGUCAUCGUCGGCUACGUGGACGACACGCAGUUCGUGCGGUUCGACAGCGACGCGGCGAGUCCGAGGAUGGAGCCGCGGGCGCCGUGGAUGGAGCAGGAGGGGCCGGAGUACUGGGACCUGGAGACGCGGAUCGCCAAGAACAACGCACAGAGUUUCCGAGGGAGCCUGAACGUCCUGCGGGGCUACUACAACCAGAGCGAGGCCGGGUCUCACACCAUCCAGGUGAUGUACGGCUGUGACGUGGGGUCCGACGGGAACCUCCUCCGCGGGUACGGGCAGUUCGCCUACGACGGCGCGGAUUACAUCGCCCUGAACGAGGACCUGCGCUCCUGGACCGCGGCGGACACGGCGGCGCAGAUCGCCCGGCGCAAGUGGGAGGCGGCCGGUGAGGCAGAGAACUGGAGGAACUACCUGGAGGGCACCUGCGUGGAGUGGCUCGGCAGGUACCUGGAGAACGGGAAGGAGACGCUGCAGCGCGCAGAUCCCCUGAAGACACAUGUCUCCCGCCAUCCCAUCACUGACCAUGAGGUCACCCUGAGGUGCCGGGCCCUGGGCUUCUACUCUGGGAAGAUCACCCUGACCUGGCACCACAAUGGGGAGGACCUGACCCAGGACACAGAGCAUGUGGAGACCAGGCCUGCAGGGGAUGGGAGCUUCCAGAAGUGGGCGGCUGUGGUGGUGCCUCCUGGGCAGGAGCAGAGAUACACGUGCCAUGUGCAGCAUGGGGGGCUGCCCGAGCCCCUCACAGAGAGAAGGGGUAAGGAGGGAAACUUGGGCACGGAGCCUCCUGUCAGGGACAUGAGGAGCUCCUGUGGAGAACUUCAGGAGGGUUGGGGCUGAGAGCUGGGGGGCAAG
Molecule: messenger RNA, 1073 nt
Organism: Mirounga angustirostris (Northern elephant seal)
Lineage: Eukaryota; Metazoa; Chordata; Mammalia; Carnivora; Phocidae
Product: class I histocompatibility antigen, Gogo-C*0203 alpha chain-like
Exons: 4
Coding region: 81-1058 (325 amino acids)
Biological process (GO): positive regulation of T cell mediated cytotoxicity; immune response; antigen processing and presentation of endogenous peptide antigen via MHC class I via ER pathway, TAP-independent
Cellular component (GO): external side of plasma membrane
Molecular function (GO): signaling receptor binding; peptide antigen binding
Source: RefSeq, a predicted model, not a curated record